This is a messenger RNA of Panicum hallii, 477 nucleotides long. RefSeq lists its product as uncharacterized. The transcript has 2 exons. Bases 16 to 462 code for a protein of 148 amino acids. The record is from RefSeq and is a predicted model, not a curated record. Lineage: Eukaryota; Viridiplantae; Streptophyta; Magnoliopsida; Poales; Poaceae.
CUUGGCUUAGAGAAGAUGAUAAAGAGAGGAAACAAGCUGCCUAUCCAAGUGGCUGAAGGGAAGAAAAUACCUGAUGUCCCACUUCAAGCAGCGAAGCUGGCAUCAGAAACUGGUGUAGCUCUUAGAGACAAGCUGCCUAUCUACACAUCUUGGAAGCUUUAUGAAAAAGAUGGGGGGCCAGUAGAAGUACAAAAAGUGCUUGAUAAAGUGGCGAAUAGGUUGGAUGUGGAUGUUAAGAAUGAUGGACCAAGCAAAUCUGCAUGCACUGAUAUCAUUAAGAAGGGAGUAAAGCAGCAGAGGUAUCACCUAAAAAGGAAGUACUUCGACGAGUCCCUCACAAUGGAACAGCUGUUGGCCAAAGAACCUCCACCUAAAAUGAAGACAGAGGAGUGGAUCGAGCUCGUAAAGUACUGGUGUGACCCAAAGAAUCAGGUCCAUGGCCUGCAUCACUGCUUUUGUUAACAUGCAAUCAAACUA